CCUAUCAGGACAACAGAUAAACAAUGGAACCAUCAAAAAAAUAUCUAUUUGAAUACAAAGGGUAUUAUUUUGGUGUAGAAACUACACCUGAGUAUGUAGCUACCCUAGAGGAUUUUGAAAUCAAUGACAGUGACAUAUUUAUAACAACUUACCCCAAAUCAGGAACUGUGUGGACUCAGAACAUUUUGAGCUUAAUAAUUCAUGACGGCCACCGUAAUGGAACAGAAAAUGUGGAGACCAUGGAAAGAAUCCCAUGGCUGGAAUACAAUUUAAAAAAAACGGAUUAUACAAAACUUCCUUUGCCUCGUGUACUUGCCACCCACCUGCCUUACUACCUGGUUCCAAGAGACCUGAAAAACAAAAGAGGACGUAUUAUUUAUGUGACCAGGAACCCUAAGGAUGUUCUGGUUUCUUACUACCACUUCUCCAAAUUCAUGAAUACACUAGAGGAAAUACCAGAUUUUAACCUUUUUAUGGAGAGAUUUUUGGCUGGCAAAGUACUUGGCAGUUCGUGGUUUGAUCACGUUGCAGGCUGGGACAGUCAUGCAGAGGAUUUCAACAUACUCUUCCUUACCUAUGAAGAAAUGAAAAAGGAUCUCAGAAGUGCUGUGCUGAAGAUUUGCAACUUCGUGGGCAAGAAGCUGAGUGAAGAGGAAGUGGACAGUGUUGUGAGACAGGCUACAUUUGAGAACAUGAGGAAAGACCCCAGGGCAAACUAUGAGAACCUGCCAGAUGAAUGGGUAUCAAGAGACAAGGGUAGAUUCCUACGAAAAGGCACUGUUGGAGACUGGAAAAACACAAUGACAGUAGCACAGAGUGAAAGGUUUGAUGAAGUUCUUAAAGAGAAAAUGAAGACCCUGCCCAUCAAAUUUGUCUGGGAUACUGAUGAAAUGUAG
Molecule: messenger RNA, 896 nt
Organism: Chaetura pelagica (chimney swift)
Lineage: Eukaryota; Metazoa; Chordata; Aves; Apodiformes; Apodidae
Product: amine sulfotransferase-like
Exons: 6
Coding region: 24-896 (290 amino acids)
Biological process (GO): sulfation
Cellular component (GO): cytoplasm
Molecular function (GO): sulfotransferase activity
Source: RefSeq, a predicted model, not a curated record